Messenger RNA from Aspergillus campestris IBT 28561, 2929 nucleotides. RefSeq lists its product as uncharacterized. Gene Ontology annotation, cellular component: nuclear pore. The record is from RefSeq and is a predicted model, not a curated record. Bases 91 to 2739 code for a protein of 882 amino acids. Gene Ontology annotation, molecular function: structural constituent of nuclear pore. Gene Ontology annotation, biological process: protein import into nucleus; mRNA export from nucleus; ribosomal large subunit export from nucleus. The transcript is spliced from 4 exons. Lineage: Eukaryota; Fungi; Ascomycota; Eurotiomycetes; Eurotiales; Aspergillaceae.
UCUUCCUCGACCUCUUACCCUUCGGUCGCAAUAAUCGGUCGAAUACAGCGCAUGGGAGUCUGACCUAGUCAAGACAACCCGUACCCGAUAAUGCCGAAGGUGAUCAGCUACACGCCUCCCUGGCUAUCGCGCCCUUCUCCCGGCGCUUCCCUCUUCUCGAGCACGGCUUCGAAGGGCCUCGACAAAUCUUCGCAAAGCUUACGCCAAAAUGACGACUAUACUGGCCCGACACGGGUUCUCGCACAGAGGGGGAAUGAGGUGUUUACGGUGGUAGACAACCAGAUCCGUUGGUCCAGCCUCACGCGGUUGAAAGACGAAUGGCAGCAGGAGAAGAGGUCGGCCAACGGCUCUGCAGGCCAGAAUGGACCCAAUACGCAGGAUGGAAGCUAUAGGGUUUUGGUUGUCCCGGUGUACGAGCGAAUUCGUCAACUCAUUCCCUCUCCGAACGGCGCAUUUCUGGCCAUUGUCGCGGACCAUACGGUCUUCAUCGCGGUUCUUCCUGACUCUUCGCACUUAUCGACGACCGACCAGUCUCCCAUCCGAAUCAAAACCUACCAGCUGGGCCCUACAACGCAUGUAAUUCCCGAAUCCCCGGUGAUGUCGGCAUUGUGGCAUCCUCUUGGAAUACACACCAACCUCGCUGGAUGUUUUGUCACCGUGACCGCAGAUGCUGCGGUGCGAGUUUGGGAGCUGGAUCGCAAUAAUCAUUGGUCUUUUGACCGUCCUACCUUGGCCAUCGAUCUGCGGAAGCUAGUGGAUGGCACGUCGUCGGAUCAGGACUUUACGCCCUCGGGCUUUGGAAAGAGCAAGGGAUUUUCCGCGGACUUUGUCGACAUGGAAGUUGCAUCUGCUUGCUUUGGGGGUACGGGUAGCGGGAAAGAGGAUGCCUGGGCACCCAUGACCUUAUGGGUGGCCAUGCGACCUGGCGAUCUUUACGUCCUAUCACCGUUGCUGCCUUCGAAGUGGCGCGCCCCCGCCACUACCAUCCCUUCGCUUUCUGCGGCUAUCAUCCCAAAACUGGCAGCUUUGCAGGAGGAUCCCGUUGAUAUGGAAGACCAGUUGACCGCAUGUCGCCAACAAUACGAUUGGUUAGCUGAGAUCGACAACCAGGAGCCCCUGUUGGUUGAUCUUGACGCGGACUCCGGGUCGGAAAUCUUGACCCGUCCCGCUAAUCCAAGUGCCAUCCCCAGAUUGCAGGGACCUUUCCGGGUGGACACUGGUGAUGAGCUCGAUGAUUUGGAUCUUUGUGAUAUCGUCGUGGUCGCUUCCAAGAUCGAUACCGAUGCUCUCAUGAUGGGCGAGGAAGAUGAACUUAUCCUGGAGGAUAAUGGGGAAGACAAGCUGUCGGCCACUGUUAUUUGCCUCUCGGCCGGCAGCGGCAGGGUCCAUGUCUGCCUCGAGCUCGAUGGAGUUGAAGGCCAAUGGCUACCUAAGGCGAAGAAGAAUGCAUUUAGGACCCCGGUGUCGGAACCUUCUGAUCUCGUCUUGGUCGAGUCGCUGGACACUCUGAAGGGAGAGCACACGUCAUUGAACAAUUGGCCAACAUUCACCAAGGAUGUCUUUUCGCCCUACAGCUUUUUUGUCACGAACUUCGAUAAUGUCACUUCCAUCUCGCUGUCUUCGUGGGUGCAACGACUUGAAGCCGAGCUCCAGGCAGACGACCCUGCCGGCUCUGGAUUCCGCCUGGAAGUGCUCUGCGAAGGCUCGGUCUCUAUCCGUGAGCGGCUGAUCCAAAUGGACGAGGGGGCCGCUGUGUCGCAAGAGCAGCCACUCAACUUGUCAUCUUGUCUGGUCUAUUAUGAUUACGAUAUUGGCUAUCUACUGUUGACCUCCCACGCCAGCCAUCCAUAUGCUGCUAUCAUGGAUUCGCCGGAGAUCACAUUCCCGGAAAUGGCCAACUUACGGAUCGACUCCGAUUCCCACGAACUUGGCUCCGCGAUGCCUCCGCCGCGAAGACCUCCUUAUCAGGUUCCUUCCAUUUUCUAUGCAGACUCGCCGCUAGAAUUCUUUGUCGACAAGCACGUCCCACAUCGUCAGCGCCAAAGUCUUAGGGAGCAAGUUCGCUUGUCUCCGGCAACACUGGAUCUGGUCGCAGCAGCACAUCGGACAUUGUCCUCUCACACCAACGCCCUUGAAAGGGCUGCCUCCGAUCUGUUCCGUCGCUGUGAGCGGCUGCAAGGGGAACUGCAAGAUCAACUCAAGCAGCUCUCCGACGUAGCCGAGCGGAUCAGGUACGUGUCCAGUGAGGUUGGUGAGGACGGUGAGCGCAAAGAAGGAUCCAGAAGCGGUGAGGCCUUGGAGAACAGACUGCAAGGUGCGAAGGACAGACAAACUCAACUUGUCCAGCGAUAUGAGAAAUUACGGAACAAGGUCCUGAAGUCGGGCGGGCGCCCACUUAGUGAGAGAGAGAAAUCUUGGGCAUCUGAGGUGGACAUGCUCUCCGGAUCAUUCGAGAAUCCCAAGCAGGAUAGCCAGGAGAAUAUUCAGCAAUUAUCCCAGCGUCUGGAUGCGGCCAAGGAAAUUGCAUCAGAACUCCUGUCCGAGGCGAAAUCUGUUGCAGUGAAGUCCCCUGUGCCCGCUGAACCCGGCAGCCCCGCGUCUCCAUCGAGCGCACAGCCAAGAGUACCUCACAGACUUCAACGCGCGAGGAUCGCAGAUGCGAUGAAGAUGGUUGAACGAGAGUCUGCCGUCAUCGACGCAAUCACAUCACGUCUGGACCGACUUACCACAAGUUUAUAAGCAUGAAUCUGCUCGGUUUGCAAUGUAGAAGCCAUGUCAUUGAAUGCCAAGUAUACGAACAGGUGAAAAAGUGGGUUACUACUUUGAUAUCGGACUGGAGAAAUACUUGAUCAUGGAGUUGUCUUCAACGCGCAUUUAAUUUAGAGAUGCAUCGAUACCAAUCUUACUUUUUUCAUUGAAGAUACAAAAC